AUGGAACAUAAUUGUUUCGAUUUUAAUUAUUUUGAAGGCGAAACUAGUUUAGAUAUUUUACAAAAGUAUUUCUGCUCAUGUACCGGAAAAUGUUCUACGAAAAAUUGUAAUUGUAUUUCCUAUAAUUUAGAAUGCUGCGCAGUAUGUACAUGUACACCAAAGAAUUGUAAAAAUGUUAAAGACGACUUUAUUGAAGACAAUGAAAUCAGCUUAUUAGAUGGAAAUCCUGUUGCUGUUGACGAAAAUUUUCAAAUUAUUGACAAUGAAAACGAUGCAAACAAAGGGGUUCUUCCUGAUAACAAAACCCUUUCUGUAGAAUUCGGCAAAAUGAACGAGCUCAAAAAGUACAUGAAACGAGUUAUGCCGUUCGUCCAAGCUACUAGAGAUAAAAUUGAGCAACUAGGAGUGAAAGCUUUAGCCCUAACGCUGGAGUUUGACGAAGCUGCUGUGCUUAAGACCAACAGUGCAUACCUAGCGUAUACUUUGGAUCUCGAAGAAGUUAUCAUUAAGUAUACUGAUGACCCAGAAGCAACGGAUAAGAUGAAAGAGUGCUGCCCAGGCUCUCCGUUCGUACUGUUUUCUGCAAAACCAGGUAUUAAAUUAGAAUUUAUAAAUCCUGUUCCACAGAAUGGACUGUUUUCAAAAGUGUUGACUGUUAGUGACGGAGAUACUUACGAAAAAGUUGUGCAAAGACUCGCCAAAGAUAGUAAAGCUAUGAAAAAACCAGAAUCUAUUCAGCUAUGGAGGUUUGAAGAUCCAGUUCUAGGACCCACAAAAAUACCAGCGUUCAAUGAACCAACUAAGAAUAAGAUUCAAGUAUCACCUGAUAGUGUCUUCAAGAUUGACGAAUCGAAACUUAAACUGUUAUUAGGAAAAGAAACUGUUGAUGUAGGAAGCCAAAUAACUUAUUUAGUUGUAUAA
Diabrotica balteata is the source of this 921-nucleotide messenger RNA. Lineage: Eukaryota; Metazoa; Arthropoda; Insecta; Coleoptera; Chrysomelidae. The record is from the annotation of a GenBank genome assembly.